AUAAAGAUAAGGCAAAUGUGGCAGUGAAUAUAAGAUAUAGUGGGCCUAUCAUGGAAAAGCUAAGACAUUGAGCUGUCUGAGUGGAAAAGUACAGUACUGUGUUAAAGUCCAACUGCUGAGAAGCCUCAGUGGAAAUAUACUAUGUGAAUACUGUGUGCAACAAAAACGCGGGGUCAACCAGAUUAAGAACAGAGGCAUCCUGUUAUGUCCAAACUGAUAAGCCACAAGGUUGCAGAACUCAUUAUUCUCACACUAAAUCACCCACCAAGCAGGCGCAACAGUUCACAAGGGAAGUCUUGUGAGUGAAACCAGAUAAGGAAGUGAGUGAAAGCAAAUAAGGAAGUAACAAAAGCGCGCCGAAGGCUAACCUAAGAGUUGCUAGGGUAGCAACGGCAGAUUACACCACAAGAAAGCAGCGAAGGUGGGGGCUCCGCUAGGAACAGUAUAUAAGCAGGAUGUAUUCAGUACUCGAGGCUCUCUUCAACUGGGAUCUUACACUCACGAGCUUGUCACGGUGAGAACUCAAGAAGGAGUCCAAGGCGCUUUGUGGUAUAGUAUCAGAUUGAUGUAUCUUUGUUGAACUGUGUAAUAAAGUGCUUAUUUGAAGAAACAAUCCAUUGGAGUGCAAAGUCUAGUUUUGUACAGCUAACAGAGAAUAGUGUCUAGGACACAAUUCCUUUUCCCUCAGAACUAAGAAACGGUCAUCGGCAGAUCCGGACAGCGACCCCGCUCUAGCCAUAUCCAAACGAUCUGCGCGGAGGACGGACCUGGUCCGGUAGACUCCAACAGCUUGGUGACCCUGACGUGAUGGUCUAGAGCAGGUAGUCUGGACACCGAUGACCUUCUGAGAGGACACCAAAAAACAUUGAGUUUACGGCUUUUACAAGAAACCAUCUCACACAAUCAAAAACCCGGGUAACUCAGAAUCAAGGUAAGCAUCUGCCUGUUACAACAAAUAGAUGUGUUUGAAAUACCACUACAUUUUAGGAUUGUGUGAAAAUGGCAGAAAUAAUUGUCUCAGCUAAAAAGUAAAGAUAAAACGUAAAUAAAAUUGUGUGCACUAAAUAGAUCAACAGGGGCAUAAACAAAUCUGUGGUGAGAAGCGGGUGAAACCCGUAAUUUAUGAGGAUCCGCCGCGGUCCAAAGGGAAGGUGUAAACCUGGUCGCCGUACCAGUAGCCAUAGUACAGUGUAAAACUAGGCAAGGCCCUAGUAUCUAAGGAAGGUGUAAAACUGGUCGCCGUACCAGUAGCCAUAGCACAGUGUAAAACUAGGCGAGGCCCUAGUAUCUAAGAAAAGGUAGAAGACUAGCAAAAGAUGCUAGCAACCAGAGAAUCUAAUAAAGAAAGAUAAGGAAAAGUAGAAAAUGGAAGGCGAAUUUGCGAGAGAAGAAGCACUAGGCUUCAAAAUCCCAGAUGUACGUCGCGAGGUUUGGAAAGAAUGGGUGGAAGAAGGACAAAAGGAAGUUGAGAAAAAGGAUCACAAAAAAUGGGAAAAAGGGGUAGCAAAAUUGUACCGAAAAUUGACAGAUAAUGGCAUACUGACAGCACACAGACAAAGAACUAAGGAUACAAAAGGAGAGUUGUUAGGAGGGAAAGAUACGAAAGGAAUGUUCAAAAAAGCCACCAAAGGGCUAGAAGAAGAGCUCUGUCGUCACAAGAGCAUAUACCCAGGGCGAUGGUCACUCAAAAAGAAAGCACACCAAAACCAACAAGAAAAACUAGAACAACUAAUUAGGACCUCAUAUGCCAUGGUCUCAGCCGCUGGCCGCCUGGAAGAAACAAAUAAAACCACCCCGGCCACACAAGCCCCCCUAGUAGCCGCGCCAGUAGCAGCACCGGCAGUUCAGGGCGGCUGUCACUAUUGUGGAAAACCAGGGCAUUACAUAGCAGCUUGCCGAGCCCUAACAGCAGAUAAGAACGCAGGUACGGUAAAGGCCUAUGCACAUCCCAGACCUCAACAAGCAGGGGGAUUCAGAGGAAGGGGAGGACCUGGCCGAGGGGGACAACAGUCAAGAGGGGGCUACCAACCGGAGCAGGUGGCCCAAGGCGUUUAUUAUCCAGCAGGACCUCCACAAGCACCCCCACCGGCAUUUCCCCAAACCCAACCCCCUCCACAACAGUGUCCCGUAUUCGGAGAUUAUGAGUACGACCAGGACCAGUACAUGACAUAGGGAGUCCUAGGAACCCCCACUAUGAGAGGCCUAGCGGAGCCACUCAUACCUGUCACAGUGUUAGACAAACAACUGCCUUUCUUGGUGGAUUCAGGGGCCAGGUAUUCUACCCUAAAAGACCCUAAGUACCAGUCACAGGCGUCACACAACACAGUGGCAGUAGUAGGGUUUUCAGGACAAAUAGAACAACUUCCGCUUACCCAUAAACUCCCAUCUAGCAUCGCUGGGCAGACAUUCCAACACCCAUACCUCCUCUCACCCCAGUGCCCAGCUAACCUGUUAGGAAGAGACAUCCUCAUAAAAGCAAAUGCCUCCAUCUUGUGCUCCCCAGACGGAUUGAAAGUCACAUUCCCCAAUGGUGCAUUCUAUAACUGUUCUGCAACCAUAUCAUCGCAUUCCCAGAUGUUGUUAGCACAAUCCUGUAGUCCAGCGGCCUUCCAAGAAACAACCAUAUAUUGGGGUCUGCUGACCCGCCCUCUGGAAGAGGCUAAGGCCAGAGAUUCGUUAUAUGGGAAGUUCUCCCUUUGGAAACCUUGGAUACAGGCCAUACAUCCCUACAGCCCCCCAAAAGACCCUCCCCAUGUCACCUUCUUCUACUCUCGCUCACCAUUUGACGAAACGUUUGCUGAAGAAUGGGAUGACAAAAAGUAUGACCAAACUGAUGGGGUAUGCACAGGGAAAAUUUUCAUAUCAGAAGUAGGGGUGGCAGCGGAAGUAUUCCUCGACCUUGAUCAAGACUACUGGUACAGAAUGGGACCAGAGUCGGUUCCCCACAUAACCCUAUUGUUAGGCCCCGCCUCAGAAGCAAGAUCAUUGGGCCCCUUUGUAAAAAAGGCCCAAACAGCCACAGACUGGAUACCUACAGACAUCCCACAGGUCGAAUACUCACCCUCACUCAAAGCACAUGCUAUCUCACACUCAUCAGAGGAAGGCAUUAACUAUGAGGAAGUCCCGGUGGUCAGAGACCACCACAUGGAUAAACAGGACCAUCCCGACACACAGAGCAUGUUUGAUAAACUACCAGGACAUCUUUGGUCAAAAGAUCCAUACGACGUAGGACAUUGCAUCCUGGCCGAACCAGUGCGAUUCCAAUACACAGCUGACCCACUAGUUUACGCCCCCCAAUACCCUAUGGCCCAAGCGGCGAAAGAGGGUAUUGAUGAAACCAUAGACGGACUAAUAAGAUCAGGGGUAUUGGAAGACUCAACAGACUUACAGUGGAACACUCCCAUACUCCCAGUAAAGAAGGCAGGGGCAGCCAGAGCCAAAGGACACACAGAGGAAGCUGAGGGCAGCAGGGACGCUGAAUAUGUCCGCCUGAAGACGAUCAAACCCAAGUGGUGUGCUCCAAGGUUCUCUGAACCACUAAAGGUAACCCAGCGAACAGAUCAUGCAGUCAGAGUAGACGGAAAAGGAGACACGUGGUACCACUGGAGCAGGUGUGUGGAAGCACCAGCACCUACCAGGACCCUCGCUGACACCAUCCAGGACCUAGGCCAACUGAACAUCAGGCAAACAACCGAAGCCCCCCAACCCCCAAGUGUGGACAUCGACUCCUCUUCCGAGGAGGAGGAGACAACAGGGGAACCAAUGGCAGCCCAGGAGAUAACAGCCGGCGAGGAGGCACAACAAGGGACCGCUCCCCCAAAGUAG
Gymnodraco acuticeps is the source of this 3825-nucleotide messenger RNA. RefSeq lists its product as uncharacterized. Gene Ontology annotation, biological process: proteolysis. NCBI's taxonomy places the organism in Eukaryota, Metazoa, Chordata, Actinopteri, Perciformes, Bathydraconidae. The record is from RefSeq and is a predicted model, not a curated record. Bases 2194 to 3825 code for a protein of 543 amino acids. The transcript has 3 exons. Gene Ontology annotation, molecular function: aspartic-type endopeptidase activity.